Molecule: messenger RNA, 465 nt
Organism: Parastagonospora nodorum SN15
Lineage: Eukaryota; Fungi; Ascomycota; Dothideomycetes; Pleosporales; Phaeosphaeriaceae
Exons: 1
Coding region: 1-465 (154 amino acids)
Source: RefSeq, a predicted model, not a curated record
AUGGAUCCUCUCAGCAUCACUGCAAAUAUUAUAACGGUCUUGCAUGUCGCCAACUCGAUUAUCUCUGUGUGCUACGAGGUACGGUCAGCAAUCAAGCAGAGCCCCUGGUCUCUUACACGAACCAUCGACGAGCUCAGGGACCUUCGCAACGUUUUGGAAAGUCUCGAAACAGCUUACAAUGCACUCGACCGCGCCAAGAGCGUCGAUGAGACCAGAGUUCGCUCAUUUCGAUUACUGUGUGAUUCUGAGGCGAGUCCGCUAGCUCGAUGCUUGCAGGAGCUCUCAAUGCUAGAGAGAAAGAUCACCAAGAAUGGCAGAGGGACACCAAAGCUGUUUUCCAAAGCACACGCGAUCACACAGGUUAUUGGCUGGCAAUUGAAAGAGAACGAUGCAAGACUGUCGUUGGAGCGAAUUGAGCGUUGCAAGAACACAAUCAUACUUGCCCUCACCGCUGAUGAGACGUAG